UUCAUUCACUGCCAUUUGGUCAAGUGCUCAGGUUGCUUUGACAUUAAGCUCCACAACCUGUCACUGCAUCAGCGUCAAUCACACACAAACCAAAGGACUAAACCAUAACAGUGUGUUCCUCCAGGAUUCAUCUGUAAAAAGGGAUAUUGCUUUUUUCCUUACGUUUUCUUCUAUUGUUCAUUUUGCAGAGACAAGUUACUCCAACUGUAGCCAUCCAUGUUGUGGCAGAACUACUGACAUUGAAAGUUUGAAGUAAAGCGGAGCUGGCAGUCCAAGAGGAGUGAUUUACAGAACAUAUUUUCAUUUUGUACCCCGGCUUUUUGUUUAAAAAAAAAAACAAACAAACAAACAAACAAACAAACAAAAAAAAACAUAGACGUCAUUAUAACUUGAUUCAAUUCAACUAUUUGUAUUUGUAUUUAAAACCUUUUUUUUUUUUUUAAAUUUAUUUAUUUAUCAUGGCUGGGUGCUGCCUGUCUGCUGAAGACAAGGAAUGCCAAAGGAUAAAUCAAGAAAUUGAAAGACAGCUGCGCAAAGACAAGAAGGAUGCUCGCAGGGAGUUUAAAUUGCUUUUGUUGGGAACUGGAGAGAGUGGCAAAAGUACAUUCAUCAAACAGAUGAGAAUCAUUCAUGGCUCCGGAUAUACAGAUGAUGACAAGAAGGGAUUCAUUAAACUGGUCUAUCAGAACACAGUCAGUGCCAUGCAAUCAUUGGUCUGGGCCAUGGAUAGCUUGAGUAUCCAAUACAAGGAUGAGCAGAACAAGGAAAAUGCUGAUUUGGUUAAGGACAUGGAGGUGGACAAAGUCAUGACAUUAGAGACAAAUCAGUCCGAAGCAAUGAAGAGUUUAUGGAGUGAUCCUGGGAUUCAGGAGUGUUAUGACAGACGGCGAGAAUAUCAGUUGACUGAUUCUGCAAAAUAUUACCUUGAUGACCUAGAACGCAUUGCAGUUCCAUCAUACGUACCAACUGAGCAAGAUGUCCUUCGAGUCAGAGUGCCCACAACUGGAAUCAUUGAAUAUCCUUUUGACCUACAAAACGCCAUCUUCAGAAUGGUAGAUGUAGGCGGUCAGCGAUCUGAAAGAAGGAAGUGGAUUCACUGUUUUGAGAAUGUUACCUCCAUCAUUUUCCUAGUUGCACUAAGUGAAUAUGAUCAGGUCCUCGCUGAGUGUGAUGAUGAGAAUCGAAUGGAAGAGAGCAAAGCUCUAUUUAAAACGAUCAUCACAUACCCCUGGUUUCAGAAUUCAUCUGUCAUUCUUUUCUUGAACAAAAAGGACAUUCUAGAAGAGAAGAUUGCACAUUCUCAUUUAGUUGACUACUUUCCUGAAUUUGAUGGACCCAAACAGGACUCCAAGUCUGCCAGAGAAUUCAUUUUGAAAAUGUAUCAGGAGAUGAAUCCAGAUAAAGAUAAAGUCAUUUACUCUCACAUUACAUGUGCCACAGACACAGAAAACAUCAGGUUUGUCUUUGCUGCUGUCAAGGACACCGUCCUCCAGCUGAACCUCAAGGAGUUCAACCUGGUGUAAAAGCCUUGGUCAAGUAAAUAUAGAAUAAGUGCAAUUGAUGCAACUAAUGCAAUUUCUCAUUUAGGCCUCUCCAAUAUGUUCUUGUUAUGUAACCAGAGUUCUUAUAUUUACCCCAAAAAUGUGAAGACUGCUGGGAAGCAAUCAAAUCAGGGCCUUUGUGAUGGAUUUAUUAAGGUUUACGUUUAUGACAUUUGUUAAUUUUAUAAAGCCAUAUUUUUCACCAAAGUAGGCAAGUUUUAAAGUGAACUCUAAGUGAAACUGAAUUUUAAAUAACUGUGCACUGACUCAAAUGCAAACAAGAUUGCAUGUGUAUCCUUUUUAUUGUAUUAUUUGAUAACCAACUGGAAUCAAAUACAGUAGACUGUAACCCAGGGGUGUCAAACUCCAGUCCUCGAGGGCCGGAGGGUUUUCUGGUUUUCAUUCCAACUUAAGCACUCAAUUAAACUUAAAUUUACCUAAUUAUUUGUUCAAUUGGACAUGUAAUAUUUAAGGUAUUUUACAGUUGAUGAUUUUAAAAAUGCACUUGAUUCAAUGUAGAUUACCUAUAAAACAUUGAUGUCUGAGAAGAAGCGUUAAAUGUGUCCAGUUAAUCAAAUAAUUAGACCAAUUAAGUAACUGAGAGCUCGGGUGAAUGAAAGCCAGAAGACACCCCUGCUGUAACCAAAGUGCCUUUUAAAACAGCAAAGUGAAGAUGGAUGGUGGAUAUCAAAAAGAUACCUAAAUACAUUUUACUAUUUUUAUAUGAUUUUGGGUAGACUGUACUUUUUUGGUAAGCGUCUUUCCAUGGGUGAAUUGCCAUAAACGGGGUAGUUAUCUGGGUUUAUGUAUUUAUUUUAAAUAGUGACACUUGUUAACACUGGAUAAAUAAAUAAAUUGAUUUUGUAUGGACACAUCUCAAUGAACAACAAAAACUGUCAGAAACAGAUAAACCAAAUAAAAGCGGAAUAUUUUGCCGCUAUUUAACAUUAAAGUAACAAAGACUAGGAAGUAAAUUAAAAGAAUGUGAAUAUGGUACUUUGUUAGUAUGAAUACAGAACUGCACUGUACAUUGGUAAAUUGCACUUUGAUGCAGUUCAUCAUUUACUAAAACUGAAAUGUACAUUAGUUCACAAGAAACAGCUAGGCACACAAAACACUUUUACAAAUCAUUUGUAAAAACUUUUUUUUUUUCCUGCUGAUCCUGUGAAAUGUUUAUUGUGUAUAGUGGUAUUUUAAAUCUACUGACAUGAAUAUUAGUUCUUGUAUGUCAACAGUUUCAAGUUGUGUUUAUAUAUAUAUAUAUAUAAUGGAUUUGGAUGAACUGCUAAAUAUGAUGUAACCUCACCCCGUUUCAGAAGUUUGCAUUUGCUAAAGUGGUCUCCACUUAGCAUUACCAAAGAAAAUAGGGGUUUGACAUUAUUUAUAAAAAAUACUGCACUAGAAAGCUAUAACAAAUAGGACCGGCCCCAUGUGAGAUAAAUAUUUGCUUGUUAUGCUGUACAUUUACAAUUAUUGUAAUUUUUAGAUUUAUUUAAAGUUUGUUUUGUAAACCGUACCUUUAGAUGCACAUAUAUACUAUGGAUCUUGCCAAAUUUGCACCUUUAUGGCACAAGUUAUAAUUAUUUUAUUUAAUUAGAUAAGUCUUACGUUUAGUCUAUACACUCCAGAAAUAGAUAGUAUGUUCCUAUUUUUAAUCAUAUUUUCUAUAGGAUUAUAGUUAUAACAAAAUAAAUAGUUCUUAUACAGUAGGUUUGAUGUACAAUAUGUAUGUACCAGUAUACAGGGUUCUCUAUAAAAUAGGUAAUGCAGCAAAAGAGAGACUACAUCUUGAAGACCUACAGCAGGGGUGUCCAAUCCUGGUUCCUUGAGGGCCGGUCCUCCUGGUUUAUGUUCCCACUGUACCCUAAAUUAAUUAAUUGGGCCAAUUAAGCUUCUAAUAAUUAUUAUCAUUAUUUGUUUAUUUAGCAGACGCCUUUAUCCAAGGCGACUUACAGAGACUAGGGUGUGUGAACUAUGCAUCAGCUGCAGAGUCACAGACAAUUACAUCUCACCCGAAAGACGGAGCACAAGGAGGUUAAGUGACUUGCUCAGGGUCACACAAUGAGUCAGUGGCUGAGGUGGGAUUUGAACCGGGGACCUUCUGGUUACAAGCCUUUUUCUUUAACCACUGGACCACACAGCCUGGACCACUUAAUUGGUCCAAUUAAGUAAUUUAGGGUACAGUUGGAACAAAAACCAGGAGGGACACCGGCCCUCCAGGACAAGGAUUGGACACCCCUGACCUACAGCUAUGGCCAAAUGUUUUGCAUCACCCUAUAGAAUUAACUGAUUUUUGCUUCAUAAAGUGCAAUGAAACCUGACUAAUAAUGUUACGUUAACAGAUUGAAUUACGUACUGCAUAAUGUGACAUUUUGAAAUCUAACAUUAAAUACUGUACUACUGUUAUGGCUUCCAGUAGACUUUUGCAAUAUAAUUUUGUAUUUUAUUUAUUUAUUUAUUUAUUUUUUAAAUUAAUGUCUCAAAGCCUAAAAUUCUAGGUGAUGCUAGGUAAACUUUUGACCAUUGCUGUAAUUUCUGAAUAGUUACUGUAAGUUCUCCCCCACAACCAAUGCCUUCCAGCUGCUAGCCUUUUUCCUCAGUAUAAACCACAAAAAUCUGCUCCACACACAUACUUACAGUACAAAAUACAGAUGCAAAGACAUUCAGCCAGGGACAUCUAAUGCAAUAAGUUAACACUCCCAUCACUCUGUCAGGAUGGACAUGCACAAGGGCUCUUAAGCACUUAUUGUUGUUGACAGAAACCAACAAUUUAACAAUGAUUUAUAGGUAAACCACUCCCCCCUCCCCCCCAUGAUAUAGAAUGUGAUUAUAGAAUCUAACAAACUAAACUUUUUACAAACAUUUUUAUUUUUUUAAAUGUACCCAUACAGUUGCAUGUACUGGAACACAGCAUAUCACAAGCUAGUUCCUAUACUCAAUGCGUACAUCAGAAUCUACACUAACAUUGAAAUGGACUUUAAUGUCAGCAUGGUUGGUCUAUAGAACUGUGAUAUCAACAUUUCAACUUAGACCUGCUCUUUUUUAUAUUUAAACUCUAAAAAGCAGGUUGAAACCCACUCUUUUGCCUUGUGUAUAACAGUGAACAUGCUAUAACUGAAUUGUUUUAUAAAAAGGUUUGUAAACACAGAGCAUUAAUGCAUUAAUAAUUUGCCCAUACUGAAUGGGUGUGUGUGUGGGGGGGGGGGGUAUUUAUGUUUAGAUUAUAAGUAGUAUUGCAGUUUACAUUGUUAUUUCAGAAAACGGUGAUGCUGUUAUGCAACCUCAAUAAAACUCAAAAUUAGA
Acipenser ruthenus (sterlet) is the source of this 4844-nucleotide messenger RNA. RefSeq names its product guanine nucleotide-binding protein subunit alpha-14. Gene Ontology annotation, biological process: adenylate cyclase-modulating G protein-coupled receptor signaling pathway; action potential; phospholipase C-activating dopamine receptor signaling pathway. The record is from RefSeq and is a predicted model, not a curated record. Gene Ontology annotation, cellular component: heterotrimeric G-protein complex. The transcript is spliced from 7 exons. NCBI's taxonomy places the organism in Eukaryota, Metazoa, Chordata, Actinopteri, Acipenseriformes, Acipenseridae. Gene Ontology annotation, molecular function: G-protein beta/gamma-subunit complex binding; guanyl nucleotide binding; GTPase activator activity. The coding region runs from base 459 to 1523 and encodes 354 amino acids.